This is a messenger RNA of Entrophospora candida, 1760 nucleotides long. The record is from the annotation of a GenBank genome assembly. NCBI's taxonomy places the organism in Eukaryota, Fungi, Glomeromycota, Glomeromycetes, Entrophosporales, Entrophosporaceae.
AUGAAACCACUGAAUUUAUUUAAUUCUAAUUCUUUCCCUUCUUUUGAAUCGGUCAACAAUAACCACCAUUGGGAUCUUUUGGCAUCAUCUUUCUAUCAUACUCUAUACAACUCACUUCCUUUUCGACUUUUGGUGUUAGGCAAUCAAAAUUUGUCUACCAAUUAUUACGUUUAUUAUUUUUCUCCCAUUUACACAAAUCUUAAACAAUACUCUAUAACUAAUUUGUUGCUCGCUUAUACUUUACCUUUUCUUUACAUCUUUUCUCCAACUUUGAUCGUGCCAGCAAUAUUCGUCAGGUCAUUGCAGUUUUUUGCUUCAAAGACAAUAGCAAUUGGCUCAUCCUCUUCUUCUUCACAAAGAAGUGACGGAGGAGAGGGUGGCAGUGAUAAUUUAACUUCGGUACAAGACAUUGAGUAUUGGUUGCAAAGAUGUUCAAUAUGUUUUGAUGCUCAACUUGAUUUCUGUUUGGAUCUUUGUAGAGAUCAGUUUUGUAAAGAUUGUUUCCAAAGAUAUGUUAAGGAGGUAGUUCAAAAUUCUUGGGGACUUAAUAUCACUAAAAUUAAAUGUCCUGUUUGCCAAGAUGUAAUAUCUCAAUCAGAGUGGAGCAAGUAUGUUGAUCAAAACACAAUUGAUUUGUAUAAUACAUACAAUAGACCAUACAGAUCGUAUUCACGUUGUUGUAAUGAAUGUGGUGAAGAAAUUUUUGCUGCAAAAGUUUUCCAAACUUAUGGUGUAAAUAAUAAUAAACCUCUUAAAGGGAAAAGCAUUGCUAAUUCUCAAUUUGCAACAAUAAAUAAUAUCAGUGAUGUUGACAUGUUUAUCGCAAGAUUUGAGAAAGAUUACUUGACUUUUAUUUCAAAUGAUAAUCCUGGUGUGGGAGUUUUUGAAAUAUAUCAAUAUGUUGCAAAAAAAAUUGGCGAUUGUCUUGGUUUAAGUUUCGGAAUGAAUAAUCGAAGAUCAACAACAAAAUUUACCCGUAGUAAAUUAAAGAUCCAUUCUGAUAUGGUAAAAUCAGCGGCUGAAAUCUCUUCAAAAAUCGUAGCUUUGGAAAUUAGACCUGAAUCUUGGAAAGAAUUACAAUUUAUGCAUGUUGCCAAUUUUCCUCAGUCGCGUUGCACCAAGUGUUACAAUGAUAUUUGUCUUCAAUGUGGUGAAUCUACUCAUCAUCCAGGAAUGACAUGUAUUCAAUUUAUGCGUUACAAAGUAGCGAACCCUCAUCUAUUUAUUAUGAAUAAUUCAAAAACUCAAGCUACGUAUCAUAAUAAUAUAAACAACAACACUGUAGAUGCUUUGGAAAUUAUUAAAUGGAAACUUGAAAAUUCUAAAUCUUGUCCAAACUGUUCAAUAUUAAUUAAUCGUGAUGAUGGCUGCAAUAAAGUUGAUUGUUUACAUUGUGGAUAUAGAUUUUGUUGGGUUUGUAGAGAUGGAUGGUCGGAAAAAUGUGAAUAUAUAGUAAUUCAAUAUCCCGAACGAUUGAGGCUUAGAGAUGGUCAUGAUGCAGAAUUUUAUGAAUACGACCAAUCCCAAUAUUUGAUUUUUUUUAUCACUUUGGUGGGUUCAGGUGCCAUAUACAAGAUGAAAUCAAAUGGUCGAACAAAAGACCCAAUUCUUGAUGUGGCUUGUGAAGAUCCCGAAACCUUCUUUAAUGACGGUUACAUUGAUAACGAGUACACUGAUGACGAGUCUAAUACAUCACCCAUUGAGUUAGAUUUGAGAAAAUUCAAAGAAGCUUACUUGGCUAUGGACCCUGAAAACUGGGC